GUCGACUAACGGCCGCCCGUCCCUGCACAACCCGACGUCUGCCGGUUUGCAUUCUAAGUGCGUUUUUUUCGCCGCCGUUAUUAUUGAAUUUAGUACUUGUUUUUUGACAAAAACUUCUUUUCGAAAUUCCUACGUGACCCGGGUGUUCAAUCGCACAGUAUUAUAUGGUACAUUAAAAAAGGGAAAAAAUGUGAACGGGGUCAGUUUUUUAUCGCAAACGUUACAUUUAUAUACAUAUAUAUUAUUUACGCACGAGGAUAUAAUAAUAAAAGAGAAAAAAUACGAUGUCAAUGGAUGAAUUCAAAGUGACGGAAACAUAUUAUCUGACAUGAACGUGCUGGCGGCGAAUGAAACGUACUGGGAUCAGCUGAACGACACCGAAAAUUACCUGCUCUUAACUCGAGGGCCCAAACACCUGUCGCUCAACAUAGUCAUCCCGAUCACUAUCGUCUAUGUAUUCAUUUUUGUCACCGGAGUGAUUGGUAACAUUGCCGUAUGCGUGGUCAUCAUACAAAACAACUUCAUGCACACGGCCACCAACUACUAUCUGUUCAGUUUGGCCAUAUCCGAUCUCACGCUACUGCUGUUAGGAUUACCAAAUGAUCUCAGCGUGUAUUGGCAGCAAUAUCCUUGGCAGCUGGGCGAAUUCAUCUGCAAGCUUCGGGCCUUGGUAUCAGAAAUGACCUCGUACACUUCGGUUUUGACGAUUGUGGCUUUUUCCAUGGAAAGAUACAUAGCUAUUUGCCAUCCACUUCAUUCGUACGCAAUGUCCGGAUUGAAGAGAGCCGUUCGCAUCAUCGCAGUCGUCUGGGUAGUGUCGUUUUUGGCCGCAUUGCCGUUCGCCAUGUUCACCAAAGUCGACUAUGUGGACUAUCCGCCCGGUUCGGGAAAACCGUUGUACGAAAGUGCGUUCUGUGCAAUGUUGGACAGCAAUUUACCACCAGGAGUGCCCAUUUACGAAUUGAGUUCGUUUUUAUUUUUCCUGGUUCCGAUGGUGAUCAUAAUCGUGUUGUACGUGAGAAUCGGACUUCAGAUCAGACAAAGCUCCAGACACUCGCUGGGCAAACAAAUGCAGGGUGGCGAGAGCAAACAAAUGCAAUCGAAAAAAUCCAUUGUCAGAAUGCUCGCGGCCGUGGUCAUAGCUUUCUUCCUGUGCUGGGCUCCGUUCCACGCGCAGAGGCUGCUCUACGUGUACGCCCAGGACUCGCAGUACUACUCGCUGGUCAACGAGCUGCUGUACAUCAUCGCCGGGUGCUUCUACUAUUUCUCGUCCACCGUCAAUCCCAUCCUCUACAACCUGAUGUCGAUGAAGUACAGGCGGGCGUUUCGCGAGACCCUGUGCGGCUACGUGGGCCAACAGCGGAACCGGAUGUCCCGGGACUUGCAGUCCAGCUUCCGGGACACGACCGUGCCGAUGAACACCGUGAUCAGCACGACGGAGUUCAGGAAAUCCGUGAUCCACCGCAAGCCGACGGUAGCCAAAAACGGAGGUCUGACCGACGACAUACCCGCCGACGUGUUGGUCAUGAUCUCCCCAAAGGCGAACGGCACCGCCCAGGCCUACAAAACGUUGCUCAGGGUGAACGUGGCAAAUCCCAAGCCUGACCUUCAGGCUGAUGUGGUCUACGGUGAUGCGUCUCCGGCAUACGGGCCCCCCCGUCGGUCCGGAAGUGCACAGUCUUCCGGCACGGAGGUGGAAACUUGCUUUUAAUCAUUGUUGAGAAUGCAGAGAAUUCCACGUGAAAUCGCGGUGGUAUACACCUACCCGUCCAGCUCAUCAGAGGUUCAAAAACACAGUGUUGGAUAUCACGGCUGCGGAUACGCUAAUACUCGCGCACAGCGUUUGAUCUUAUGAUAUAAAUCCUGCACCGAAAAUGCAAGCAAAUAUGUAUUAGUUGAUCGUAACACAAUGUAUAAUUAUGUUCACGAUUUUAGUCCUGUAUUGUUUACCUACUUAAAAUAAAUGUAAAACGAAUGUUAAAAAAUAAUAAUAACGUUGGUAACACUUCUGUGUCGAUGGUUUUUUUAACCCCUAACACGGGUUAUAGCACCCCACAAAGCCAAGGGGGGUAAAGAUGAGUGUCGUUUUUUAAAACUCCGAAACAAGUGCACAUAAUUUUAUUGUAUGUUAACGACCUUUUGGAGACAUUUGAGUACAUUUUGUUCGUCUCGAGCGACAAGCAAUGGUGGAAUUAAUUAUUUCCAUCGUUUCACUAGGUUUUAUUAUGGUUAUAUCAGCGGUAAGUGGCAUUAUCCAAAAAAUAUAGGAUGGUAUCUGUGAUGAUAACGAUUAUAAUUAACAAUAAUAACCCUCCUUUAACCGUAUAUCUAGUAAAACGAAUCUAUUUGGCGCAGUAACCAUAAUGUUUAAAUUAAUAAUUUUUUUUUUAUUUUUAAUUUUAACUCGCAUAUAUUUCUAAAAUUAUUUUAAAAACAAUUUUCUAAUCAUCAUGUCGUCCAAUACUGAAAUUAAAAAAUUAUUUGUAAACAAUUUUCAACGACCCCAUUUAAAUUAAAAAAAUAGUUUUAUUUUAACACUAUUGAUUAUAAAGUACAUUUUUAUUUUUAGAUGUGAUAAAUAAAUAGUCAUAAUCAAUACAAUAGUCACAUUGUAAGUUUUAACUAUCUCGUUCAGUUUAUCACCACUUAAAUAACUGGUAACAAUGAUUCCCAAAUUUGGAAGUAAUAUUUACAGAAUAAAUGACAACUACAGAAUACUCUUGAUCGUAAGGUUAUGUAACUGUGAAUUUUAUGAACAAAUGUCAAAAGUACCUAUACAAAAAAAAAUGUUUUUUUUAUAUUUAUAAAAGAAUUAUAAAUUGUAUUUUAUUUGCAUUUUCAAGAGAUAGUGUUACUUGAUUUUUAAUUUUAACACUCCCAAGAUGUGUGCUCUAAUUUGAGAUUUGUGAUUACCACAUCAAUCAAUUAAGGAUUCACUUAAAAAAUGUAAACCCAAAACAUUAUCUAUUUUGUAAAUAACACAUUUUUUUUUUUUUUAAUCGUACUUAACUCAUGUGUGCAUUUAACCAUCAAUGUCUUCGCUCAAAGAUCUUUAUAAUAUACUAUAAGCCAUUAUGCAUUUGAAUGAACCUUUUUUUGAAAUGCACUAACUCUCCCUUGUUAGCAAACAUUUUUUUUAAAUAAUUAUACCUCUUUUUAUAAUUAUUACCAACCCAUUUCCAAGAUAUUCUCUUAAUUCAUCUUCCGUGCAACAUAACAGUGUACACAUUGCUUGUAAAAACAUAGUUAUCUUAUUUUUGUUACACUUAUUCGUUCUACCAAAUCAUUAAUUAUUAUUAUAUUCUGUUGUAGAGAGUUCGCUGUUCCUUUAAUAUUGGUAAACAAAAAAUAUAUCAGUAAAAUAAUAUACUAC
Molecule: messenger RNA, 3373 nt
Organism: Adelges cooleyi (spruce gall adelgid)
Lineage: Eukaryota; Metazoa; Arthropoda; Insecta; Hemiptera; Adelgidae
Product: neuropeptides capa receptor-like
Exons: 6
Coding region: 329-1711 (460 amino acids)
Biological process (GO): neuropeptide signaling pathway
Cellular component (GO): plasma membrane
Molecular function (GO): neuromedin U receptor activity
Source: RefSeq, a predicted model, not a curated record